Molecule: messenger RNA, 381 nt
Organism: Lethenteron reissneri (Far Eastern brook lamprey)
Lineage: Eukaryota; Metazoa; Chordata; Hyperoartia; Petromyzontiformes; Petromyzontidae
Product: zinc finger protein 79-like
Biological process (GO): regulation of transcription by RNA polymerase II
Molecular function (GO): DNA-binding transcription factor activity, RNA polymerase II-specific; RNA polymerase II cis-regulatory region sequence-specific DNA binding
Source: RefSeq, a predicted model, not a curated record
AUGGCUCAUAAUCUUGCAAUACACCAGAGAACACACACAGGAGAGAAACCCUUCAGGCAGUGUUCACAAUUGCAACACCAGAGAACACACACAGGAGAGAAACCCUUCAAGUGCAGAGUGUGUGGAAGGAGAGAACCCUUCAAGUGCAGUGUGUGUGGGAAGGCAUUUUCAUACUCAUCUGUUCUUGCAAGACACCAGAGAACACACACAGGAGAGAAACCCUUCAGGUGCACUCUGUGCGGGAAGGCGUUUGCACGUUCACAACAUCUUCAAGAACACCAGAGAACACAGAAGCAUCAGAAGAUCCACAAGGAGUGGAGUCUGAAAUCAGCUUGUGAAAGUCAAAGUGCCGUAAGGAGCCCAUCCCGAGGAAAACAUUAA